AGUAUCGAUAUAUACCGACAUAUUAAUAGAACGAGCGGUGCCACGCAUACUAACCUUGAAGUUUAAUCUAACCUUAAACGAAACGUCAAAAAAUUUGUAGAAAAAUGAUUGCAUUAGCAGUUAUUGCAAAAUUUUGGCAAGAGUAUACGAAAAAUACACCAAAAAAACUUAAAAUAAUAGAUGCUUAUCUACUUUAUGUGUUUUUAACGGGUGUUAUACAAUUCAUAUAUUGUUGCCUGGUCGGCACAUUCCCUUUUAAUAGUUUUCUUAGUGGAUUUAUUUCCUGUGUGUCAUGUUUUGUUCUUGGAGUUUGCUUACGACUACAAGUGAAUCCCCAAAACAAAAAUCAAUUUUAUGGAAUAAGUCCAGAGAGAGGAUUUGCAGAUUUUAUUUUUGCACAUGUAAUUCUACAUCUUGUUGUUAUGAAUUUUAUUGGAUAAAAAUGAAAAAUAAAAUUUGAUUUGUAAAAUUUUAUAAUAAACUAUUAAGAUUAUUA
Apis dorsata (giant honeybee) is the source of this 496-nucleotide messenger RNA. RefSeq names its product dolichyl-diphosphooligosaccharide--protein glycosyltransferase subunit DAD1 (gene Dad1). Lineage: Eukaryota; Metazoa; Arthropoda; Insecta; Hymenoptera; Apidae. The record is from RefSeq and is a predicted model, not a curated record. Bases 105 to 440 code for a protein of 111 amino acids. The transcript is spliced from 2 exons. Gene Ontology annotation, biological process: protein N-linked glycosylation. Gene Ontology annotation, cellular component: oligosaccharyltransferase complex; membrane.